CCUUCUUGCCGAGGCCAAGCUGGGCUCAUGUCAGGGCUGCUCCGCUGCGCUCCGCCUGCAAGCAGGGCAGGAAAGGGGCCAGGCUCUGCAGCCAGGGACAGGAGCCUCGCCCGAGCUGCAGGCACAGCUCUGCCGAGCAGCUCCCACUGCCAGGUGGGACCCAGCAGCACCCUGAGGCUCCUGGGGGCACAGCAGUAUGGCCAAACCCUGGGAUGGCUCCUGGCUGUGCUGGCAGCCAUGGGGACACCCCACAUCCAGCCCCAGAGCAGGGAGGGCUCCCACGGGGCUCAGGGAUACAGGGAUGGGCACAGCUGGUGCAUGGGGAUGGGUCACAGCACCGCAGGCAGGAAGAAGUGUCCCAAGGCAGUGUCACAGCCUUGCUGCCCCGUGGCAGCCACCACCUUUGAUGCCUCCAAGAAAACCUCUCAGGGAUGGGAGAGAAGAGCCAGGAGCUGGCCUGUCCCAACAAGAGUGGUUGGAGGGCAUCCCUGCAUGGAAUCAUUGUCUGAGUGGCCCUGCCACGGGGCCCUGUGUGCCUGCAGGUGGGUGACCUGGCCUUAUCCUGUGUCCUCAGGGCUCUACAGACGGAUGAGGUGCUACCAGCAGCAAACCUGUCACCACCCCAAGCAGGGACACCACGGCCUGGCAGGACCUAGGGGCACCCAAGUGGGUCCAAACUUUGCCACUGGCUGGGCACUCAACCCUGGGGGACAACAGAGGUGGGGGAAGGAACCCCCAGAACCCCAGGGACCAUCCAGGCUGUGUCCCCCCAGCGCUCUGUCAAGCUGCACCCAGGCUCGGGGGACAACCACAGCAGCCCUGACCGGGUUUUGUACCCUCCUUUCCCAGGCUCUCUCCUCGGGGAUAAGCAGCCCGGCAGGAGGGACAGUGCUUCAGAGGAGCAAUGGUUCGGCUGUCGGAGCUGCUGACAGCGCACUGCUGCUGCUGCUGCUGCAGGGCAUGCACGGAGCAUGGCCCCAGCACGGCCACUGGCCCGGGGACAGCCACAGCCACAGUACCCCUGAAGCACCCAAAGGACAGCCACAGGGUAGCAGAGCCACUGCCAGCACCCAAAGGACGGCCACAGGGCAGCGCAGCCACCUGGCAACUGUGACAAGGCAGCAGAGCCCACCUAGCAGCACCCAAGGGACAGCCACAAAGCAGCGCAGCCCCCAAGGGACAGGCACAGGGCAGCACAGCCCCUGGCGGUCCCCAAAGGACAGCAGGCACAGGUCAGCACAGCACCCAAAGGACAGGCACGGGGCAGCACAGCCCACCUGGCAGCCCCAACAAGGCAGCCCUGUCCCCCCUGGCAGCACAGCCCUGUCCCCACGCAGCCCGCUGCCCUGCCCGGCCUGCCAAGGGCUCUGUGCUCGGCAUGCAGCGCGUUUUUAGGAGGAGAUGCAGCAGAGCCCCCACCCCGCCCGAAAGCAGGUCACCCUGGCUGCCGGCUCUCGGCAGGGCCAGACCACCAUCCCCACCCCUGCGGCACGGUGCCACCAGGCUGGCACACGGCAGGGCUCCUGGCCGGGACACGGCUGAAUCCCCAGCUGGGCACAUGCAAGGGGGGCUCAAGCCGACACUUACCCAGCGAGAGCAGCAAGCAGGUCCUAGAAGAAGGGAGGAAGAAAACAACUACUGCAAAGAGAACAUUCCUUUGGGCAGUGCUUGAGUCCGUGGCUGAGGUAGAAGGAGCAGUACCCAGUGAUGCAGCUGAAUAAAAAAAUACAAAAAUACUUCAAAAGCAGUAGGUUCUCUUCACUCCAGCACAGAGGAUGCCAGAUAUCACUUCAUCAAACUGGUGUGAGUCAGCACGUUCCAAAAACCUGAGAAUAAACCUUGGCAGUGCCCAGACAGCUGGAGCAGCCUUUACUUCAAAAAGUUGGAUUUCCAGAGCUCGGGAAAAGAGAGAUGUCACCAAAAAAACCCCAAAAACCAAUGAACCAAAGCAACUUGCAGGAAAACCAAGGCACAUUGGCACUGUAGGCCCUGAGGCUUCUCUGGGCCCCACAGAUCCGAGGACAAGAGAUUUUCUUUUCCCCAAUAAAUGAGAAAGAUUCUUAGAAAA
Passer montanus (Eurasian tree sparrow) is the source of this 2068-nucleotide messenger RNA. RefSeq lists its product as uncharacterized. The transcript has 3 exons. The record is from RefSeq and is a predicted model, not a curated record. Lineage: Eukaryota; Metazoa; Chordata; Aves; Passeriformes; Passeridae. The coding region runs from base 28 to 1395 and encodes 455 amino acids.